Messenger RNA from Hylaeus volcanicus, 1416 nucleotides. RefSeq lists its product as uncharacterized. Gene Ontology annotation, biological process: mRNA splicing, via spliceosome. The transcript has 3 exons. Bases 1 to 1416 code for a protein of 471 amino acids. Gene Ontology annotation, cellular component: nucleus. NCBI's taxonomy places the organism in Eukaryota, Metazoa, Arthropoda, Insecta, Hymenoptera, Colletidae. The record is from RefSeq and is a predicted model, not a curated record.
AUGUGUUUUUCUGCAAAGCAGAAUGCUCAUUUUAAAAUGACAGAAAAAUUAUGCAAUAAUGAUUUUCGAAAUUUAAUUUUUAAUCAAAUCCAAACGGAAAAUGAUGCGAGUCGUGAAAACAAAACAUCGCAUUCCAUUACAGCUAAAAAAAAGCAUCAAAACCGAUAUAUUCAAAUAUUGCGACGCCAAAAAAAACUACGUGAACAAGAAAAAAAGAUAACCAAUGGAGUUAUUAAAUUUCGUGAUAGAGCUGCUGAACGUCGAAAAAUGGAAUCAGAUACAUCACAGGUAAAUCAUGAAUAUGAUCGUCAAAAAAAUUGUACUCCACAAGAAUCCCAAUAUCUUGGCGGUGAUAUUGAGCACACACAUUUAGUUAAAGGUCUAGAUUAUGUUUUAUUAAAAAAAGCUACAAUGGAUAUUCAAAAAAAAGAAGAAGAAAAAAAGACUGAAGGAAAAAAACAGAAUUCGUUAGCGUUAAAUACCUUGUUAAUCCAAAAACCAUUCUCUUCCUUACCAUCUUUUUCAGGUCAGAGUAAACAAAUUCUUCAUUCUUUAACAUAUGGACUUCAUUCUCAUCAUAUUGCGUUUGAAAAAAAAUUACAACGUCUUGAUUCCGUUCUAUACCACGGUUCUCGGUUUAAGGGCAAUAACAACGUUUUUGCUUCCAGAACAUUAUUCUAUCAAUUCAAUUUAACCAAUGAUCCCCCUGGUAUCCCUUUUUCCAUUAUACACGGAGCAACGUCUCAAAGUUCUUUACAUUAUAACGUGAUUCCUUUGCAGCCACACCUUAUAAAAUAUCUUGUUCCGAAUUCGUCACGCACUCUGGAAACUUUAGUCAGUACACUUGCUGAAAACGAAACUCAAAUUAUAACGGAAGAUGAGGAUAUUUUUGCUAAUGUCGGAACUUUCCAAAACGUACAAGAGUUAUUUGAAUCUUCUUCUUUGGAACAGAAACAAUUAACAACAGCGCCUUUAUCAUAUUUUGAAGCUUUACCUGCCAAUAAAUUAUCAGAGCAAAUGAAAACGACUCAAGCUCGUGAAGCCUCGACUUCCUCUGAACAAAAAGAAGCUAGGCUUGUACAAAAAAUGCUGCAACCUCGUAUUGAUUAUUAUGAUGAAUGUUAUCCAAAUCCACACGUUCAUUCCGAUGUAAAAAAAAAGCACCAGGUCCCCAAAGAAGAAACCAAUUUUGCACAUGAAAAAAAGUCUUCCUUUUCUUCACACUCAACAAAAAAUAAAAAUAACACGCAUGUUCCGUCCGCUCGCGCUGUGCGUCGUCAAGUCGAGAGAGAAUGGAAGCAACUUGAAGGAUAUAUGGAAAGUAAAAAACAUCGAAGUCUUGACGCGCUUGAAUCUGAUGUAACUCAAAGGAUUUCUCGAAAAAAGACUUCUGCAAAUGUUUUAAACGUUUUAUAG